Molecule: messenger RNA, 2127 nt
Organism: Cherax quadricarinatus
Lineage: Eukaryota; Metazoa; Arthropoda; Malacostraca; Decapoda; Parastacidae
Source: RefSeq, a predicted model, not a curated record
AUGAGAGGGACACCAGUGUCACCACCGUGUGUAGGUGGAUACGACGCUGGAAAAGCAGAGGGCAAUGUCAACACAAGACCUCGCAGCGGUAGACCUACUAAAGAGAGGUCGAGACGGAAGCAAAAGGUCAUUCAUACAGUAAUGACUCAAUCUACGAUCUCGUCAGUGGCUCUCCAGCUUGCCACGCAGGAUGAGCGUCACGAGAAAGAUGUUAUGCAUUCCUUACCAGAGGAUCAAGGGUUAACACAUGCAUAUGCAGCUGUGGACGCCCUUCUCUCAGUCGUGCAGCAACAAAAUUGCUCAGUGAUUCUUGUCACUGACAGUAGCAUAUCUACCCUGGCAUCCCUCGAGUUGUGGUCUUCCUGGGGCGUGGCAGUGUUCAUGGUGGCAGAGAGCGACCAUGACUCUAACGUGACGCAGGCUCAGCUCUGUCUAGUGGUUGAUCAGGCUCGUCGGCUACGGCAAGUGUCAUGGUGCGUGACAGUGGUACUAGUGAGUGACAGCGCACAGUUCCUCGCCUCCUUCACUGAGUGCUCCCGACAGGGUCGUCUCUUAGUAUGGUCAACGAGGCUCCUCGCCGUCACCAGCCUGUCUCUCCAGCAGUUGCAUCAACUGCAUGAUUUUUUUUCGAUGUCAAACGCAAUGCUUUUGAUUUUGCAAAAGACCUCAGAAAAUCUUUGGUGUAGUGUGUAUAUAUAUCUUCCAUACUGUCCAAAGGGAUCCCCGGCGCUGCAGUUGGCCUCUUGGACUCCCACUCGAGGACUCGUUCUCACUUCUCACCUUCCACUCUUCCCUGACAAGUUCUUCAAAUUCAUAAAGAGACCGACACUUCUAGUAGCAUCGGAGGAAUUUCAGAGUCAGAGAGCGAUCAUGGUGGCUGACCCUGACUCUCCUGGGAGCCAGCGACUCUCCUUCGUUGGAGCCAUAUCUGAAAUCAUCGAGUAUAUGGCAACACAGGCAAAUUUCUCCAUUACGUAUGUGAGGCCUCCUGAUAGAAUCUGGGGCAACAAGAGGAAAGAUGGUUCCUGGUCUGGCAUGAUGGGGAUGGUGAUCACAGGGGCAGCUGACGUGGCUCUCGGUCCCUUCGGCACCACAUCGAUUCGAAGUGAAGUAGUGGAUUUCUCAUGGCCAGUGAAUAUAGAUUACCUCAGGAUUCUGGGAGGUCGCGGGCAUCAGGAGGUAGAUCCCUGGAGCUUCCUGCUUCCCCUGACGCCUCUGGUAUGGGCUGCUACCCUGGCGGCGCUGCUGAUACUAUCUGUUAUGCAUUACCUCCUAUCUUCGUGGUUUAAUUAUCAUGCGAUGAAAAGGCACAUGAGCUCGACGGAUAACUUAAGUUAUAUUCGUAUUCUGUUACAACAAGACUUGCUGGUUCCCGCGUACUGGUGGUGGGAGAAGUUGAUGUUGGUAGUGUGGAUGAUGAUGGCUGCGUUGGUGCUAACACGAAGCUACUCAGACAGCCUCAUUUCCCUCCUGGCCGUAAGAAACAUCCCAGAGCCAUACGAGUCUCUAAGGGAUGUGCUUGAUGAUUCGUCCGUCACCAUGAUCUCUCAGGAGAGCUCUAUCCUGUCACAACAUUUGCAAACUGUCGAGUCUGGUCCAUUUCUCGAAGUGAAAGAACUGGAGAAGGUUGGACGUAUUCUAUACGUACCUUUGGGAGAGUUUUCAAGAGCAGCUGACGAACUGGUAAGACCCGGCCAUCACGUCCUUAUUGAUAUCACUGUUAACCACAGGAACUUGGUGGCUCAAGACUUCUCACGAACAGGUCGUUGCGACUUCUACUUAUCCAGAGAAACAUUCCUCGGCUUCCCAUUUGCCCUGAUAGUCAAGAAGAACAGCCCACUUGCCCCGAUGCUCUUCAAAAGAACUUUGAGGAUUAUGGAAACCGGUUUGGUGCAAUAUUGGCUUAUGUCUACUACUAGAAAUUCUACAGACUGUCUAAAUUCUCCAAAGAAGAUAACUAUUACUUCUAGUCUCUCGUUAAACAACUUAUGGCCUUUGACAUUGAUUCGUGAUCUCGCAAGUGUCAUUACCCAUAUUGUAACAUCGUACAACUGUUCCUCAACACAGUGUUCAUUUAUCUUAUUUAUGCACCAUGUGUAUUACUUAGGUUUAAGAACUACUCGCUGA